Caenorhabditis auriculariae is the source of this 5332-nucleotide messenger RNA. NCBI's taxonomy places the organism in Eukaryota, Metazoa, Nematoda, Chromadorea, Rhabditida, Rhabditidae. The record is from the annotation of a GenBank genome assembly.
AUGCAAAAAUUUGUUUAUUUUUUGCUCUUUUUCUGCGGCUUCUGCUAUGCUGGACCCUGCGAAGAUUGUCUGACCAGUGGAAAAGAGUGAGUGGUUUUCCUAUCAAAAAUGAAAUCUUACUCCUUAUUUUCAGCUUUCGGAAGCUACCUUCACAGCUUCCAGUUAAAUUAGAAAUCUCAACAGUUAUCAAUUUUUUGAAAAAAGAAGAAAAUUAAUUCAAUCACAGAUAGUCAAAAAGUAGAAAAAAAAACUGAAUGUUAGCUUUUUUGACCUUUCCGGAAAAUUUUAAAGGUUUUCCAACCGCAAUUCAUCGCUUUUAGUUUUUCAAAGGACCUAAAAAAGAGCAUUAACUUGCAAGUUAGAAAUUUUAAAAACUUAUAACAAAGUCGAUAAUUAUAAAUAAAUAAAAUACGGAUUCUCAUUAGGUUUAUAAAUAAUUUCAAUAAAAACCUCUACAAAUUGAAAUUUCAGAUGGUGUGCUUCCGUCGGAAAAUGUGGCGUUUCUCCAUGUCCCGUCACUGUAAAGGUGACUUUUUAAAAAAAUUACCGUUAAAAUGAAAAAUAUAUCCAAAAAAUCGAAAUAAAUUAUUUGCAAAGUUUUAUAAUAAAAACAAGCUAUCAGCAAAAAGUGAACAUUGAUCUUUGUAUUUUGAAACUGAAUUCAACAGGUCACAUUCCUUUUACGACUUUUGACUUCUUGACUCUAUCGAUAAGAAGAAAAUUUGAGCUAUCAACGAAUUUAGAGAUGAUGUUUGUCAUAAACAGAACCAUAAUCGAGAAGAUUGUUAUGGGUCGUUAAAAAAAUUCACAAGAACUUUGCACUUUUUAUAUUCAAUUUUACUUAAAAUUUGGGAAAAAAAUCAAAAAAAUUUUAAUUAAAUUAUGCUUGUAAAAAAACUGGCAGCGAACAUAUAUUUUUCGCAUUUCACCAUAAAUAGAAAAAAAAUUCGUGAGUUUACUAUUCGCGAUGAGUUUUUUUCACUUUUUAAUCCGAUAAUGAAAAAUUCAUAAAACAAAGAAAAAAACACCGAUAAAACGAAAAAAAUUAUCAUGUUUUUUUGCGCGUGAAUUAUAAUUCAAUCUGCGCAUUGUGUGCAUGCAUGUGCUCGCGGCUGAAAAAAAGAAGCGACGGAAAUUUUUUUAAUUUAUAAAAAAACAAUUAAUUUUAUAUUAAAAAAACCUUUUUUAAUAAGAAAAAUUUUUCUCACUCCACGUUUCAAAGUGCUGAGCGAUCUAGAUAGAGGUCUUAAACAAUAAUAACAAAAGUUCACUUACCAGGGAAUGGUCUCCGGUCGCAGUGGGAUCUCUCAAUGAGACCAAUUUUUCCAGAUGUAGUUUUUCACGCUGAUCUCAAAUCUGGUCUCAAAAACUGCCGAAGAGCUCUGUGAAAAAAGUUAUGGACCCUCAAAAGUCGAAAAUUUCAGUGUCUCCGAUUGAGCUCAUUUUUGGAGGGUAUAUAGACCUUGUCCCUCUGGUCAAGAAAAACCAUUGAAGUUUUCACAAAAAAAUUUCGGAGCCCAAAUAUGAUCUUUCAAAGCCCCGCCUCACACAAGAGCUUGCGAGCGCGGUGUCCUAUUGCGAUCCGGCGACCGUCAAAGCAACGGCAGCAAGGAGCAGUGGUAAGGCGGCGGAAUGGGAAUCACGAGGUCAUAGGUUCGGUGCCCACUCUGUGCAAACUUUUUUUUGCAUUUUUUUCUAUUUUCUAUGAUUUCGUUUAAGGGCUCCUGUUUUGAGUUUUGAGGCGUAUAAACAUGAAAAUUCUUCGUUUUGUAUCAAUCAGAAGGGAUUUCUUUGAAAGUUUCAGCAAAAAUUUGAAAAAAUGCGGAUUUAUUUUUUUUUCUUGUGAAGUCGUAGUUGAACGGUGAGGUCUAAAAAAGUCAGGAAAAAAAAAUUUUUCUGUGGGAUAUGUCGGCGUAUCUAUGACUAAUUAAACUUAUAAAUCUUUUAGGAACAAAAAAAUGGAAAAAAAAAAAAUUUUUUUCUGAAAAUUUUUCUCACUCCAGCCCAUGCUCAUACAUGAAAAAUCUCGAAAAAUUCCAUGAAAAAAAUUUUUGACGAAAAUAAUUCUAGAUGUUCGAAUAGGCUUAAAACGAAGAAUUUUCAUGUUUAUACGCCUCAAAACUCAAAAUAAGAGCCCUUCAACAAAAUCAUAGAAAAUAGAAAAAAAUGCAAAAAAAAGUUUGCACAGAGUGGGCACCGAACCUAUGACCUCGUGAUUCCCAUUCCGCCGCCUUACCACUGCUCCUUGCUGCCGUUGCUUCGACGGUCGCCGGAUCGCAAUAGGACACCGCGCUCGCAAGCUCUUGUGUGAGGCGGGGCUUUGAAAGAUCAUAUCUGGGCUUCGAAAUUUUUUUGUGAAAACUUCAAUGGUUUUUCUUGACCAGAGGGACAAGGUCUAUAUACCCUCCAAAAAUGAGCUCAAUCGGAGACACUGAAAUUUUCGACUUUUGAGGGUCCAUAACUUUUUUCACAGAGCUCUUCGGCAGUUUUUGAGACCAGAUUUGAGAUCAGCGUGAAAAACUACAUCUGGAAAAAUUGGUCUCAUUGAGAGAUCCCACUGCGACCGGAGACCAUUCCCUGGUUAGUGAUGUUUUUCUGCUUUGUAGAAUUUUCUGAAAAACGCGAUUGAGCGCCACGUUGAGAAACCUCUCGUAUAUUUUCGCGAGACCUGUAAAGUACUAGCGGUUAAAUUUUUCGAACUUUUCAGAGGGCUCUAAACUGCCCAAGUUUGCCGGAUGCUGCUCAUUCCUACGACGACAGCUUUAUUCGUGCCAACUUCUUGCCAUUGAUUGGCGGAGCUCAUGCCGAUGAUCCGUACAUUUGUUUGAGGUUUAUAGUUAUGAGUGUACUUUUUUAAAAGUGAACCAUUGAUGCCGAAUCAAAUAAAAAUUUUCAUAGCCACUGGAGUUUAUUCGGACUCGUUUUUGAGCUUCAACAUCACUUUCAUUUUCGAAUCGAAAUUCAGGAAAAAUGCUCCAACGAUGGUUGUGUACAACACUGUUCGUGCCAACUGUACUGGACAAGGCGACGGACCGCGUAAGAUUUUUUAAAAUUUCGAUUCUAUGCAAAACUGUUAUUUUUUUCUUGUCUACAUCAAUCAAUGAUAAAGUACAGCGGUUUUAGACUUGUUAAAACUAGUUUGAAUCCAGAAACGCCGUGCUUCAUGUACACUGCCUACGACACAUCGAGAAAAAUCAUUUUGAUGGCCUUCCGAGGAACUUCCACGCCACAACAACUCAUCGAGGAGAUUCUCAACUUUUCUCAGUGAGUCAAAUUUUUCGAAAAAAUUUUUUAUAUGUUUUGGGGCAAAAGUGACGCAAAAUUAUUAUUUUCAAAAUUUUCAAAAAAAAAACGCGUCUUUAUUUUUCCCAUGCACACUUUUCUGUACACGCACGUUUUCUUCCUUGAUUUCGCUUUGAAAAAAAGUCUUUAAAUAAAAUGUCAAUAAGCGUUUUUUCCUAAGUUUCAUUGAAGUUAUUUUUUCAUAUUUUCGGAAAAGGUGACACAUCGCUUCCCUUAAGCACUCACUUUUUCGUGUUUUGUCUCUAUUUUUUUGGAAGUUUCCGAGAAAAAAUUUGGUGGGCUUAUUACAAGUCUAACUGGUACUACUAGGUGGCUGAAACUACUAUAGUGGCCACUAAGAGGCAGAAUAGAGACGGUUUUAGUGGCCACUUUGGUACCCUUUCCAAGAAGCCCUUGAGGAACCUCUUAAGUAGCCACUAAGGUUUUUUUUUUCCAGUUCUUUGAUACUUGAUAAGCACUGUGGCUUUAUUAACAUGCUUUUUAAAAUUGUUGAGCUCAAAAUAUCAUUUUCCUACUGAAUUCAGUAAGAAGAAGCCAUUCUUCGACGUCGGCUACAUCUUCGAUUUCUUCUACGACGCUUUCAUUGCCCUCUGGAACAACGGAUUGAGCAGCGACAUCAGGAAUUUGAAGUACCUUCAUCCGGACUAUGAACUUUGGGUUAACCCUAAUUGCCUCCCAAAAUAAUAAUUGAACAAAUCUCUAGGUGACCGGCCACUCCCUAGGAGGAGCUCUGUCGUCCAUCGCCGCUUCGUAUGUCGUCAAAAUCGGUCUUUUCCAAGGCCAGAACACCAAACUUCUCACGAUGGGACAGCCGAGAACCGGCGACUACAAAUACGCUCUAUGGCACCAGAAUACGGUAGGAUAGUAGCUGAUUCACUGAAUCGUUUUUUUAGUUCCCAUAUUCCUUCCGAAUCGUCCAUCACCAGGACAUUGUACCACAUAUUCCGCCCCAAUUGAUGCCUGAUGGGGAUGAAAUGUUCCAUCAUCGGACCGAAAUCUGGUUUGAAAGUUUUUAUAAUAAAUUUAAAUAACUUUUUUUAAAUAACAAGUGAUCAAGUUUGUUGCGGAAAAAAAGUUCUCCGGGUGAAGUUCGAAAAAUUAAUGUGAAAAAUAAAAAAAACGGAUAAUUGAAUUUUUUUGAAAUUCUACGUAUAUUUUCGUCAAAGAUUUUGAAUCUGAAUAAAAAAAUACAUAUGCUGAACCUGGUCUUUUUCAGAAGUCACCUUAUAAGUUGAACAAAGUUUGUUAUUUUUUUCAAGUUCUGAUGCUGCUAAUUUUUAUUUAGAUGCCCGGCAAUACAAACAAGGCUUGAUUAGUGAGAAUUAAAGUCUAAUUUUCGGUGGAUGUUCUUUUUUUUUAGAAAUCUAACAAGGGGAAGUUUUUCAUCCCCUGAUUGAAUUUUUGAAGUAACUAGGCUGAACUUCACUUUAGGACUUCUUGAUUUCAGAACAAAAAACAAAAAUUCUGGCAGUGAAUCUUGUUUCAAAUUCACGAAUCUUCAAAAUUUGCGAAAUAUCAUAUAUAUAACAAAAAAAGCGCUAUUUCAAGCUUUUUGAUUCUUUUUUUCUUAGUUUUUUUCACUAAAAAAAUGCUCUAAAAAAACCGUCAUCUGUGUUCUAAAAAAAGUUUGACGUCGAUCAGUCAACUAGGAAAAAAAAGUAAGAAAAAUUUCACUAAAAAGUCCUACCGUAACCCACUGAGGGAGCGGAGCCUCACAGCAACUAGCCUAAAAGUUUACACAUUAUGUCUAGUAACUGUGAUAAUAAUUUCAACUCUCAAAACAAUACUUGAAAAUUUUGUACCAACGGUUCAUCGCUUUUCUCGGAGAACGUGUCUUAAAUGUGAAGAUAUUCUGAGAAAAGAAUAUUUGAGGUACAACAACAACAUGACGGUCGGAGAGCCGUUCAACGUCUGCAAGGAGGCCGACGGCUUGUACUGCAGCAGCACCCAAGUCGAUACCAACGUCGAGGACCAUCUCUUCUAUUUCGGACAUUUCAUGCCGACUUGGGGCGAGCGAGGUUGUCCGUAA